CAAAAAUGCUUCUUUAAGCACCCACAAAAACUCCUUUGGAAAAAUCGCGAUCUGCUGCUGUGCUUAAAAACGGCCUUUACUCCCAUAGUAAAUGACUCCAAGUCUCCAAGACUCCAACAUACCUUGAGAGUUGAGAUCAUCUUAGAAUCAGUAAGAAAUUUCUCAUCAGCUGGUGGAUGCAAGAAUAUGAUAGUGACCUGACUUCCAUCUGCAAAUCUCACUUUUACUAACCUAUUAAUAACAGGACAUCAAAGUUCUCCUUUCAAUUUCCUUAGAGAGAUGUCAAGGAGAUCUGGGAAUUGCUUAAGGUGCUGCUUGGUGAUCUUUGCUGUGGUUUCAGCUCUGUGUGUAUCUGGGCCUGCUCUUUACUGGAAAUUCAAGAAAGCUCUAAAGCUCAAAGCUUAUUGUACUCCUUGCAAAUGUGACUGCUCUCCACCACUUUCCAUUCUCGAUGUUGCUCCUGGUCUGGCAAAUCUAACAGUUAAAGACUGUGGAAAAGACGACCCAGAUCUCAAGGACGAGAUGGAGAAGCAGUAUGUGGAUUUACUAUCAGAAGAGCUAAGGCUUCAGGAAGCAGUAGACCGAGAACGCAUGCAUCGCAUGAACAUUACAGUGACGGAGGCCCGAAGGUUAGCUUCAGAAUACCAGAUGGAGGGUGAGAAGUGUAAUAUUGCCACCGAAACAUGCGAGGUGAGAAGAGAGGGUGCUGAGGUUUUGCUCGCCAAGGAGAAGAAGCUGGCAGCUACGUGGGAGAAAAGAGCACGCCACUUGGGUUGGUCCGGGAAUUAAACAGCUAUAUUCCGUCUAUAGAGUGCUGGUCCUUGUUUUGUUUUUGUUAUUAUUGAUAUUGUUAUUAUUGUUGCUGGGUAUAAUUAUCUCAAAAGUUAGUCUGCUCAAGGAAACGGCUAAGGGACUGAAGCCCAAGCAGAUGGAGAAGUGGAAGACAACAGUUUGUAGUUCGUCCUGUGGUAGUUAAAUGUUUUUCAUCUGUAUCCUUAAUUAUUGAAUAUUCUGUAACAUUAGACUUACUGAUCUCCUUUGGUGUAUUAAAGAGUGUAAUAUUAAUAGAUAAAUAGCCUACACCUGAAAAUGUGUAUUCGGCUUUCUACGUUCUGAAAUACCGACUUUCCAUAGCAUGCAACCAAUGUGUUACUUUCCUAGUUUCAUCUAUACAAAAACUCUUUAGUUUAUUUUUUACUUGAUAAUGUUCAUUUUUCUAGUCUGG
Molecule: messenger RNA, 1225 nt
Organism: Cuscuta europaea
Lineage: Eukaryota; Viridiplantae; Streptophyta; Magnoliopsida; Solanales; Convolvulaceae
Source: the annotation of a GenBank genome assembly